Molecule: messenger RNA, 1964 nt
Organism: Salmo salar (Atlantic salmon)
Lineage: Eukaryota; Metazoa; Chordata; Actinopteri; Salmoniformes; Salmonidae
Product: cytochrome P450 4F3
Molecular function (GO): iron ion binding; heme binding; monooxygenase activity
Source: RefSeq, a predicted model, not a curated record
GCCCAUAGGGUUAGAGCAUGUCCUGAUGUAGGUUCCUGUUGUGUGUUGAGUCAGUCUGUGGUGGAAGAGAUUAAGAUAAAGAGAUGUUGAAAGGGUGAGACUGUCUCAAUGCAUGAGAGGAACUAAACCAGGCCAGUCAGAUCGUCUAAGAAAGGAUGGCUGUUAUUGAUGCAGUGCUGGAUCGUCUGCUAGAUGGACUCCUGGCUCUGGGUCGUCUCCUGUCUCCUCUCUGCUCCCUCUUUGUUCUCCUCCAGCUCUCUGCUCUGGUUGUCCUCCUCCUCCUGUCCCUUCGUGUUGUCUGUCUGCUGUGGAGCCAUGCUCAGUUCACCAGACGUCUCCGGUGCUUCAGUAAGCCCCCCACACAAAACUGGCUAAUGGGACACCUGGGAGAGAUGCGGAGCACGGAGGAGGGUCUGCAGGCGGUGGAUCAGAUGGUAAGAACCUACAGCCACUCCUGCUCCUGGUUCCUGGGCCCCUUCUACUCCCUGGUACGACUCUUCCACCCUGACUACAUCAAGCCUCUGCUGCUGGCACCAGCUUCCAUCACAGUCAAAGAUGAGCUGUUCUAUGGGUUCCUGAGACCAUGGCUGGGACAGAGUCUUCUCCUGAGUAACGGAGAGGACUGGUCUCGUCGUAGACGUCUACUCACUCCUGCAUUCCACUUCGACAUCCUCAAGAACUAUGUGAAGAUCUUCAACCACUCCUCCAACAUCAUGCAUUCUAAGUGGCGCCACCUGGUGGCCGAGGGAGAGAGCCGCCAGGACAUGUUCAGUCACAUCAGCCUGAUGACUCUGGACAGUCUGCUCAGAUGUACCUUCAGCUACAACAGCAACUGCCAGGAGAGUUCCAGUGAGUACAUAGCAGCCAUUUUUGAGCUGAGCACCUUGGUCAUAGAGCGGAGAGGACGUAUCCUGCACCACUGGGACUGGCUGUACUGGAGGUCCCCAGAGGGACAGCGCUUCAAACAGGCCUGCAAUGUAGUACACAGGUUCACCAGGACUGUUGUCCAGGAGCGCAGAGCACAGCUUCUCCACCAGGGGGAGCCAGAGAGCCACACUGACACCACAGGAGGGGAGGAGAAGAGGAAAAGAGUAGCAGACUUCAUUGAUUUGUUACUGCUGUCAAAGGAUGAGGAGGGCCAUGGUCUCACAGAUGAGGAGAUAAAAGCAGAGGCAGACACUUUCAUGUUUGGAGGUCAUGACACCACGGCCAGCGGGAUCAGCUGGGUUCUGUAUAACCUGUCUCAGCAUCAGGACUACCAGGACCGCUGUAGAGCCGAGGUCAACGACCUGCUACAAGACCGAGAGACAGAGGACUUAGACUGGGAGGACCUGAGCAGCCUCCCCUUCACCACCAUGUGUAUCAAAGAGUCUCUGAGACUGCACUCCCCCGUGUCUGCUGUCACCAGACGAUACACUAAGGACAUCACGGUGCCAGGUGGACGGGUCAUACCACAGGGUAGCAUCUGUCUGGUGAGCAUCUAUGGGACCCAUCACAACCCUGAGAUCUGGCCUGACCCAGAUGUCUACAACCCCAUGCGCUUUGACCCUGAGAACUCAAAGGACCGUUCAUCCCAUGCCUUCAUACCCUUCUCUUCAGGACCUAGGAACUGUAUAGGUCAGAAGUUUGCCAUGGCGGAGCUGCGUGUGGUGGUGGCGUUGACCUUGAGGAGGUUCCAUUUGACCCCUGGGGGGGUGGAGGUGAGGAGGCUACCCCAGCUGGUGCUCAGGGCCGAGGGGGGGCUGUGGCUGACGCUGGAGACCCUGGACACCCCCCAGGACUAACCCCUGACCUCCAUGUCUCCUCUAUGGAUCAGACAUAGAGAAACUGUUUAGGAUUUUACUGUAUAAACAUACACUGAGUAUACGAAACGUUAAGAACACCUUAAAACUGUAAAAUACAUAGGCCUAAAGCCGACAAAUAAAACAGUGAAAUAUCCUGAUGAAAAUGCAGGUUCUCAUGAA